UAAAAGGUGUCUGGUGGUGCCAACUCAGCUAGAGGUAGUGGCAUGAGUCUGCGUGCCGAACUGCACUAAAACAGAAACAGAAACACAAAGACACUAGUGUCUAGUGCUACUACUACUUCACUUCACUAAUAAAUUGAGGAGGGUGUCCACUCCCACACUACUCAGCAAGAGAGGCAAGAAUGACAAAGCCACUCUUCCUCCUUCUUCAAACUCUCCUAACCCUAUCCCUCGCAACGUGGGUGGCGUCUCUCAACCAAGAAGGCCUCUACCUCUACCACAUAAAACUCUCCCUCGACGACCCGGACUCCACCCUCUCCACGUGGAACCCACGUGACGCCACGCCCUGCGCCUGGUACGGCGUGACCUGCGACGCCACCAACACCACGGUAACCCAACUGGACCUCUCCAACACCAACGUCGGAGGGCCCUUCCCCGCCAACACCCUCUGCCGCCUCCCCAAUCUGCUCUCCAUCAACCUCUUCAACAACUCCAUCAACGAGACGCUCCCGCACGACAUCUCCCUCUGCCGCUCCCUCCUCCACCUCGACCUCUCGCAGAAUCUCCUCACCGGCCCUCUUCCCUCCACCCUCCCCCUCCUCCCCGCCCUCCGCUACCUCGACCUCACCGGCAACAACUUCUCCGGCCACAUCCCCGACUCCUUCGGAACCUUCCAGAGCCUCCAGGUAAUCUCCCUCGUUUCGAAUCUUCUAGAUGGGACCAUCCCUGCCUCCCUCGGAAACCUCACCACUUUGAAAAUGCUUAACCUCUCUUACAACCCCUUUUUCCCCGGUCGGAUCCCGCCGGAGCUGGGGAACCUCACCAACCUCCAGGUGCUCUGGCUCACACAAUGCAACCUCGUCGGCGUCAUCCCUUCCUCCCUCGGGAACCUCGUUAACCUCCAGGACUUGGACCUCGCGCUCAACGACCUCUACGGUUCAAUCCCCAGCGAGCUCGUUCGGUUAACCAGCUUGAAGCAGAUCGAGUUGUACAAUAACUCCCUCUCCGGGGAGCUUCCCAGGGGAAUGGGGAACCUCACCAACUUGAGGCUUCUCGAUGCUUCCAUGAACCACUUGACGGGGAACAUUCCUGAGGACCUUUGUUCCUUGCCGUUGGAGAGUCUCAAUCUCUAUGAGAAUCGCUUCCAGGGGGAGCUACCUGCCGCCAUUGCCAACUCGCCUAAUCUUUAUGAGUUGAGACUCUUCGGGAACCGUCUCACCGGGAAGUUACCGGCCAAUCUCGGCAAAAACUCGCCGCUCCGGUGGCUCGAUGUUUCCAGCAACCAGUUCUGGGGGCCUAUUCCGGCGACGCUCUGUGAUAUGGGGGCGUUGGAGGAGCUUUUGAUUAUAUACAAUCUUUUCUCCGGGGAGAUUCCGGCGAGUUUAGGCACGUGCCAGAGUUUGACACGUGUGAGACUCGGUUUCAACCGGUUGUCCGGCGAGGUUCCGGCCGGGAUCUGGGGGCUUCCGCACGUGUAUCUUCUUGAACUUGUUGAUAACUCCUUCUCCGGUUCCAUCGCCAGGACCAUUGCCGGCGCGGGGAACUUGUCGUUGUUGAUUCUCUCCAAGAACAACUUCACGGGCGCGAUUCCCGAUGAGGUUGGGUGGUUGGAGAAUCUCGUGGAGUUUUCCGCGAGUGACAACAAGUUCAGUGGUUCGUUGCCUGAGACUAUUGUGAAUCUUGGCCAGCUUGGGAUUCUUGAUUUUCAUAACAAUAGACUCUCCGGGGAGCUUCCCAGGGGGAUUCGUUCGUGGAAGAAGCUCAACGAUUUGAAUUUGGCUAACAAUGAGAUUGGUGGCAAGAUUCCUGAUGAAAUUGCGGGUUUGUCCGUGCUUAAUUUUCUAGAUCUUUCUAGAAACCGCUUUUCAGGGAAAGUCCCCAACGGGUUGCAGAAUCUCAAGCUGAAUCAGCUGAAUUUGUCUUACAAUCGUUUGUCUGGUGAACUUCCUCCUAUGUUGGCUAAGGAUAUCUAUAGGUCUAGUUUCCUUGGUAAUCCUGGCUUGUGUGGGGAUUUGAAGGGUUUGUGUGAUGGUAGGAGUCAGGAGAAGAGUGUGGGUUAUGUUUGGUUGCUUCGAACUAUUUUCGUUGUUGCCACUGUGGUUUUCUUUGUUGGUGUGGUUUGGUUUUACUUUAGGUAUAGGAAUUUCCAGGAUGCCAAGAGGGCGAUUGAUAAAUCCAAGUGGACGUUGAUGUCGUUUCAUAAACUGGGUUUUAGUGAAGAUGAGAUUUUGAACUGCCUUGACGAGGAUAAUGUGAUUGGAAGCGGAUCCUCAGGGAAGGUCUACAAGGUUGUGCUUAGCAGUGGGGAGGUUGUUGCUGUGAAGAAGAUAUGGGGUGGGGUUAAGAAGGAAGUAGAGAGUGGGGAUGUUGAGAAGGGUAGGGUUCAGGACAAUGCUUUUGAUGCGGAGGUUGAAACUUUGGGCAAGAUCAGGCACAAGAACAUUGUCAAGCUCUGGUGUUGCUGCACCACCAGGGAUUGCAAGCUCUUGGUUUAUGAAUAUAUGCCCAAUGGUAGUCUUGGUGAUUUGCUGCAUAGCAGUAAGGGAGGGUUGUUGGAUUGGCCAACAAGGUACAAGAUAGCUGUGGAUGCUGCAGAUGGCCUCUCUUAUCUGCAUCAUGACUGUGUUCCCCCAAUUGUUCAUAGAGAUGUGAAAUCUAACAACAUCUUGUUGGACGGAGACUUUGGUGCGAGGGUGGCGGAUUUUGGAGUAGCUAAGGCGGUCGAAACCACAGCCAAAGGGACUAAAUCAAUGUCCGUCAUAGCUGGCUCUUGUGGCUAUAUUGCACCAGAAUAUGCAUACACGCUUAGAGUGAAUGAGAAGAGCGACAUAUACAGUUUCGGGGUUGUGAUACUUGAGUUGGUUACUGGAAGACGCCCCGUGGACCCUGAAUUUGGGGAGAAAGACUUGGUUAAGUGGGUGUGCACAACCUUGGACCAGAAAGGCGUGGACCAUUUAAUUGACUCGAGGCUUGAUUCUUGUUUCAAAGAAGAAAUUUGCAAGGUCUUCAACAUUGGACUCAUGUGCACUAGUCCUCUUCCUAUCAACCGGCCUUCAAUGAGGAGAGUGGUGAAGAUGUUGCAAGAGGUGGGCACGGAGAACCUAACGAAACCUGCCAAGAAAGAUGGCAAGUUUUCCCCUUAUUACUAUGACGAUGCCUCAGAUCAUGGAAGUGUUGUUUAAUGAAGACUUGCAAGGGCUGGGUUGAAGGAGGAGUUCGAAGCUUUUCUUUUACUAAAAGCCAACACUUCCCUCCAUGUUUUCCGCGCAUGCUUUGCUUUACAGAGUUGACUAAAGAAAAGAGAUUAGAGAAUAGGAUUAUUAUUAUUUUUUUCGGGUGGAAAAUAGAGGCUUGAGGAGUUGAUGUUUUACCUUAUAAAGUAUGUGCAUAUUAAGAAGCUUCCCUACCAAAUUUAAAUUGAUGUUUGCAUUACAAACUUGUAUCCAGAAAUGAUAUUUCCAUCGAUAAUCAAGGUUUAUAUUUUUUUUAGUACA
This is a messenger RNA of Cajanus cajan (pigeon pea), 3491 nucleotides long. NCBI's taxonomy places the organism in Eukaryota, Viridiplantae, Streptophyta, Magnoliopsida, Fabales, Fabaceae. The record is from RefSeq and is a predicted model, not a curated record.